AUGUCUCCCAUUGCAGAGAAGGACCUCAUCAGCCAUGAGAGGCUCGCCACCUCCGGCAAGAUCAUGGGCAAAAGCACAGGAGCUGAGUCUAAAACAGGCUCACGCCUAACAGCCGAACAUGACCUGGUGCUGAGGACUUUUCGUCUUCUGAUCGCGGACUUAUGUCAGCAGUUCAAAGGAGGCCAUCCGGGCGGCGCCAUUGGUAUGGCAGCAAUUGGGGUGGCUUUGUGGAAAUAUGUCAUGAGAUACUCACCUCGUCACCCUGAUUUCUUCAACCGGGACCGGUUUGUCCUGUCGAACGGCCACACUUGCCUGUUCCAGUAUACGUUUCUUCACCUGACAGGCUAUGAGGCCAUGACAUUGGAUCAACUGAAGUCUUAUCAUUCGUCACGAGAAGACGCCCUUUGUCCCGGACAUCCUGAGAUCGAACAUGAAGGGAUCGAAGUGACGACCGGACCUUUGGGCCAAGGCAUUUCCAACGCCGUCGGCAUGGCCAUGGCGACGAAGCAUUUGGCCGCUGAGUUCAACAGACCCGGCCACGACCUAGUGACGAACCAUACUUGGUGUAUGAUCGGCGAUGCUUGUCUUCAAGAAGGUGUUGCCCUCGAGGCGAUUUCUCUGGCAGGGCACUUCCGAUUGAACAACCUGACCGUGAUCUACGACAACAACCAAAUCACAUGCGAUGGAUCGGUGGAUCUGACCAACACCGAGGAUGUGAACGCCAAAAUGCGUGCUUGCGGAUGGGACGUGAUCGACGUCCAAGAUGGCUGUUACGACGUGGAAGGCAUCAUCGCCGCGCUCAACAAGGCCCGUGCUUCAGAAGAGAAGCCAACCUUCAUCAACGUCAGAACCGUCAUCGGCGUCGACAGCGCCGUGGCCGGGUCGGCCGUGGCUCAUGGAGCGGCCUUUGGCGACAAGGCUGUGGCCGACAUGAAGCGUGCCUAUGGAUUCAACCCCGACGAAUUCUUCGUGAUUCCUGACGCAGUGCGCGAGUUCUUCGCCGACAUCAGACCUCGUGGCCAGAAACUGGUCGAAGAGUGGAACCGCAAGCUCGAUGCCUACAGCAACGAGUAUCCGGAACUGGCCGCCGAGUUCGAGGCUCGACGAAACGGCCAACUGCCUUCGGACUGGAGCUCACUCAUCCCCAAGGAAUUCCCUUCCAAAGACACGGCAACGCGUGCAUCUUCCGGCCUGGUCUUCAACCCGAUCGCCGAAAAAGUCAAAGCGUUCAUGGUCGGCACGGCAGACCUGUCGCCCUCGGUCAACAUGAUCUGGAAAGGCAAGGAGGACUUCCAGCACCCCGGCCUCCGCACGCAAUGCGGCAUCAACGGGAGCUACCGAGGACGAUAUAUCCAUUACGGGAUCCGCGAGCAUGCGAUGGCAGCCAUAGCGAAUGGUCUGGCCGCUUAUUCCCCGAACACGAUUAUCCCCGUGACUUCGUCAUUCUUCAUGUUCUACCUGUACGCCGCACCCGGCGUUCGGAUGGGCGCUCUCCAACACCUGCACAUCAUCCACCACGCGACACACGACUCCAUCGGCAUGGGUGAAGACGGACCUACCCACCAACCGAUCGAGCUGGCCGCACUGUACCGCGCCAUGCCGAAUCUGCUGUACAUCCGACCAGGAGACAGCGAGGAGACGGCCGGUGCAUGGAUGGCCGCCAUCGAAGCCACCCACACGCCUUCCAUCAUUUCGACCUCGCGCCACGCCGUCCGACAGCUCGCCCCCAAGACGAGCCGCGACGGUGUCCGCCGCGGUGCUUAUGUGAUUGAAGAAGACGCGGACGCCGAUCUGACCAUCCUCGGUGUCGGGGCUGAGCUCGGUCUGGCGCUCGAUCUAGCUGCCCGGCUGCGUGAAACUGCUGGUCUACGUGUGCGCGUGGUUUCGUUCCCGUGCCAGAGGUUGUUCGAGAAGCAGUCUCUCGAGUACAGACGCCAGACAUUGAACAGGGCCUCGGGAAAGCCGACCAUCGUCAUCGAACCGUACGCCGCAAUGGGGUGGGAACGAUAUGCCGACGCCGCGGUGUGCAUGAGCACCGACAGAUUCGGGCAGUCGCUGCCCGGUCCUAAGGCGUACGACUACUUUGGCUUCACGGUGGACAAGAUCGUGCCGAAGAUCCAAGGGUAUUUGGCGAAGAGGAAGGCCGGCGACAUUUUGCCCGGGGAAUUUUAUGAGAUGACGAGGUAG
Capronia coronata CBS 617.96 is the source of this 2187-nucleotide messenger RNA. RefSeq names its product transketolase. The record is from RefSeq and is a predicted model, not a curated record. Gene Ontology annotation, biological process: pentose-phosphate shunt. The coding region runs from base 1 to 2187 and encodes 728 amino acids. Gene Ontology annotation, cellular component: cytosol. The transcript is spliced from 3 exons. Lineage: Eukaryota; Fungi; Ascomycota; Eurotiomycetes; Chaetothyriales; Herpotrichiellaceae. Gene Ontology annotation, molecular function: transketolase activity.